Mollisia scopiformis is the source of this 1255-nucleotide messenger RNA. RefSeq lists its product as uncharacterized. Lineage: Eukaryota; Fungi; Ascomycota; Leotiomycetes; Helotiales; Mollisiaceae. The record is from RefSeq and is a predicted model, not a curated record. The transcript has 3 exons. Bases 368 to 1207 code for a protein of 279 amino acids.
AACACAGCCCCAUCUCGCAAAGCUGUGCUCAGCGGCUUCAGUUCUCCAGAAAUGGAAAAGUCGAAACUUGUCAAGAAUCACGACUUCAAGUGAUGUUCUAUUUCGAUCAUGCCCUGACAAAUGUAUGGCGCGACGUUCAAGCGCCGUGUCCACGUCUCUCGGAAGAUAUGUUUGUUUCACGACGAGCUAUCUCACAACUCCCAGACCUUAUCUGGUGAUAGCACCAUAUGAAGAAACUAUAUAUAUGUUUGUUGGCUUUCAUCUAGCAUCAACAUCUGCUUCUCUGCCAGCGAUAUCAAUUCUUUCCUGCUUUUCUUAAUAAUUUAUCACCUUUUUCAUACUACCCAGGCCGGUCCUCCUUCUCAAAAUGCAGUACUCUUCAACUCUUCUUUGCGUGGCUUUUGCUGCUACUUCUGUCUACUCACACGGUGUCGUCACGGAAGUCCAGGGCGCCAACAAUGUCAACAUGCCCGCUCUUUCCGUUAUUGACGGCACUCCUCGCGAUUGCCCAUCUCCACUCUGUGGAGCCGAGGCAGAUACCUCCAUCCUCGUGCCCGGUGAGGCCUCUACCAUGCCUGUGGGACGCAACUCCAAGGGUACUGUCGUUGCGGCGACCAUGAUCAACUCUUACAUGGGUGGCGCUGCAAACAACACAGCCCGCGACCUCCACGAAGCAAGCACCCUCUACCGCCGCCAACUCGGAGGUUCCACGGGCGCCACCACCGCCGGCGUCGCAACCCCAGCCGGCACAAACGAACAAGGCGUCGCCGCCGCCGCCGGCCAAGGCUCCACCUCCGGCCUCCCCACCACCGACGACAGCGGCAUCGUCUCCAUGAACAUCCACCAAGUGAACCAAGACGGCGCUGGACCCUACUCCGCCAUGGUAGACCCCACAUCCGGCGGAACGGACGCCACGGCCUUCAAAGCCGCGACCGUCACGCAGAACGUGCCGGGUAUCGGCAUCGCGGGCAUCUCGACGGCGCAGGUGAUGGAUUUCCCCGUCAAGAUGCAGAUGCCGGCCGGCAUGACAUGUUCGGGUACUGUUGGGAGCGCGACGAAUGUUUGUGUGGCGAAGAUGUCGAAUGGGCCGCCGCAGUUUUUUGGCGGGAGUAUUGCGUUUACGCAGUCGCCGGCGGCGAAGAAGAGGGCGAUUGAGUAUAAUUUGAAGAUGAGGAGGAAUGCGAAGGCUCGUCGUGGUGCUGAGUAAGGGGUUCCUUUAGGGCUGGAUUUGUUGGGUUUGGAAAGAAGGUCUCUG